AGAUAUCACAAGGGGUAUACUAGUUUUGAGGAGAAACCUCGGGAUUGGUUAGAAUGAGGAAGCUGUAAUUUGUAUAAAAGAAGACUACUGUAUAAUAAUCAUAGUAAACGUUUUCUGCUAGAUAUUGUGAAACAAUCAGAUAAACCAUACGCCAUUCACAUACAUUUGUACCACCCCAUUCCAACUUGGCAUAAUGGCUUCAAGCGACGUCGAUUUGAUGGAGGCUACCGUAAAGCACCUUACAUCUGUCAAAAAAGAAAGAACAAGAUUUUAUGGCGCAGUAUUCCUACCUGAGGGACAACUUCUUGUUUCUGAUAAGGCAAAUUGUCGUCUGCUUCUGUUUGAAGAUGACUUCUUUUACAUCCAAGAAUUCAAACUCCCUGAUGCGCCAUAUGACAUCGCAAUUGGAUCAAAUCAAAAGAUAUAUGUCCUGAUGUUCAAAAACAAACUUUUAAAAUGUGAAAUUGAUGGUGAUGACUUCAACAUUCUUGAAACAUAUGAUGUCGCUAAUGGAACCGUUUCAAUCCAAACCUACAAUGACCAGCUUGUCACGUGUUGCAGUGAAGCCGUAAAGAUCCUGGACCUAGAUGGAAAAGAAGUGCAAUCAUUUAAGAAAUCUAAUUGUAAAUCAGAGUUGGUGGUGUCAACCAAACAGAAGAGGUUUUACCUAAUAACUGACCAUGGUGAAGUUAGUGGGCGGAAACUCUCCGAUGGAAACGAAGUGUUUAAUUUCGCAAAUCCCGCUUUGACCAGCAUAUCUUCUAUUGCUCUAGAUCGCAACGACAACGUAUAUGCAACAAGCUACGAUUCAAAAAAGCUUUUUCAAAUUUCGAAAAAUCGUCGAAAACACAGAGUUCUUCUUGAGAAAUUUGAGAAAGUUAAUAAGCCGGACACAAUAGUAUUCCAUCCUUCCAAGGACAUGUUUAUAAUUUUUGCUUCCGAGGACUUUGAUGUUUAUCAGUUUUGAAUGUUUUUACAAUGUUUUUUGAAUGUCUUUAUUCAUAUGAUUGCUAUGCAAUUAUUUAUACCUUCUCUGACUGAGAGUUCAAAUAGUCUUUAAUUAAUAUUAAAUAACUCUAUCAAAAAUGUAUACAAA
This is a messenger RNA of Mytilus trossulus (common blue mussel), 1096 nucleotides long. RefSeq lists its product as uncharacterized. The coding region runs from base 194 to 967 and encodes 257 amino acids. The transcript is spliced from 2 exons. The record is from RefSeq and is a predicted model, not a curated record. NCBI's taxonomy places the organism in Eukaryota, Metazoa, Mollusca, Bivalvia, Mytilida, Mytilidae.